Molecule: messenger RNA, 630 nt
Organism: Sclerotinia sclerotiorum 1980 UF-70
Lineage: Eukaryota; Fungi; Ascomycota; Leotiomycetes; Helotiales; Sclerotiniaceae
Exons: 3
Coding region: 1-630 (209 amino acids)
Biological process (GO): dolichol-linked oligosaccharide biosynthetic process
Cellular component (GO): UDP-N-acetylglucosamine transferase complex
Source: RefSeq, a predicted model, not a curated record
AUGGCCAUUCUUUCAAUCUCAUCCGUGGUUGUAGCAGCUACCUUGAUUAUUAUCACCACUGCCUUUCUUCGACUUCUUUAUGUGAUCUCGCCGGACUCUCGACGCCCUCCGAUCAAAAAGAAAGAUGAGCCUUCUCAUAUCGUGGUAGUUCUUGGUUCUGGCGGUCAUACGGCAGAGAUGAUAUCUCUUCUUCGCGAUACAAAUGUCGCAAGAUACAAACACAGAACAUACAUCGUAUCUGCGGGAGAUGACUUUUCUUCUACCAAGGCGCAUGAUUGUGAGGAGCGUAUACAGUCGAAACUUCGACCUUCUUUACCGUGUACCAAAUCUGGCGAGUUUGAUUCUACCACGGGCAUCUGGGAUCUCAUAGUAGUUCCACGAGCGAGGGAGAUACAUCAACGACUUUAUACUGCGCCCAUUUCAUCCUUCUGGUGUAUGCUAGGAUGUCUCAAAGCACUGUACACAAUUUCGACGACCAGUACGAUACACCAGCAAUAUCCUGAUCUUUUUACUAAAAUUUCUCGGGCUGGCCCCAAUAUGGAAGAUGCAAACGAUCUAUGUGGAAAGUUGGGCGAGGGUGAAGACAUUAAGUCUAAGUGGAAAGAUUUUAUUAUGGCUGGGGAUUUAUGA